GCCAGCGUAACUGAGAUGAAGAAUCUGGACAAGUGUAAACGUUUCUUCGAAAAUUUCAACUGGCCCACAGAUCCAUUGAUGUCAUUUGCAGAUACCGAAACAGUUUUCUUCAACAGCCAUGAAAUCAUAUCAGCGGCAGCCAACUUCGUCAGCAAUCUGGAAGAUGUACUCGCCGAUGACUGGGUACUGGGAACCGUUUCUGAUAUCUACGAAAAGUUCCUCAAGGCCCAUCUAUACCUAUUCAACAGCUACGCAGAAAACAGGCCGAGAGCACAGACCAUCCUAGAAAACAAAGGAGGGAUUAGCAUAUUCAAUGGAAUUAUCAAAGAGGAGUUACAAGAAGUUAAGACACUGUUUACAGAUUUGCUCGAUGCACCUUUAGAAAUGCGCAGCAGGCUCUAUUACAGCUUAAAGAUCCUCUAUAGCUUUACCAUGGAGAAUCACCCGGAUUAUGGUUCUUUGAAAGAACUGCUGGUAGUCCUAAGUAAUAUUCCAGGUAUAUCUCGGACAUCGAAUGGUAAUAAUGUCUUUCCUCUACCCAUCAAGUCUGGUUAUGUGGUCCAGCAAAUGAAGAAAAUUCGAAAGUUGCGGUAUUUGUUUCUCUUUCCGAAUUACCUCAUUAUAACUAGUCUCAAGUUUGGUUGCAGCACUCUUCAGUAUAAAGUAAGAAACAUCAUACACCUGGGUACCAACACAACGAAUUCAACAGUAGACGUGUGGAUCGGGGACAUGAAAGAAAAGAGCCUUCAACAGACCAGAAAGAUCUUGAAUCAUGCCAAAGAUCAGCUGAAGACAACAUUCAUGUGUCCCAGAGAAUCUCGGGGCCAACUGUUUAAAUGGAGAAUCAAUAGGCUGCUAAAAAAGGUAUUUAAAUAUGAAUAUUUUAUUUCACUUCUCUUGCCACAUCUCAGACUCAUUGUCACUGACGUUGAUAACAAAAAGGAAUAUUAUUUCAUUUUUACAUCGUAUUUCCAACAAGAAUUAUGGAGACAAAAGUUGAAUGAAAACAAUUAUCCGGAUAUUGAAAUUGAGGAAUUCUUAACCUGUAUCAGACAGUACUCCCAGGUCUCACAGAUGCCAGAUUUAAAGUUUUCAGUGGACGAUAUACAUUAUUACAGCGGCACACUGGAUGUUUUAGUCCAUCAAGUCCUUAGUUUGGAAGAAGAUGCAGACAGUUAUAUCACGUUACAAGCGGACAGUUUUGGCGGAUAUUUCAACAAAAUACACAAGACCGAUGUUGUUCAGUACUCUAAUCGUCCAGUGUACAACGAGAGCUUUGAAAUAGCUCUGUGCUGUUCAGAGAAUAUGAAAGUUUCUCUUUACACUCGCCCAACCACUUCUGCUGAUGCUGAUUUCACCUUAACGUUGGCCGGUGUACUUAACUUUGAUAAUACCUCCAUAUGCAAUGCUUACCAAUUCCUAUUAGUUCCAAUGUAUCCGUCUGUGAAGAGAACUGCUGCGGCAUUGUCCGUUCGUUACAACUCAGAUUUGACUGAGAAUAAACGGAGAAUGAGUUUGCUUCAGUGGGAAGCUUUAGACUACAUAAUGUCAAUGCGGGGCACUGUUUUUGGAAAAUCGUUGGAGGAUAUAUCAGAACGUGAAAAGAGAGACGUUCCUCUAAUUAUCGAAAGUUGUGUUCAAUUUAUAGAAGAAAGAGGUUUGGAAGUUGAAAAUAUCUACUUAACUAAUGGCAACAAGGAGCAUGUGGAUGAACUAACGGGAGUAUUUGAUCUCUGCAGUUUUACUGGGGCGCUUUCCAUCAAGGAUAAAAAAUAUUCUGUACAUGAUGUAACCAAUCUGCUUGUCAACUUUCUCUUGUCUCUAGCACACCCGCUUCUAGACAAUUCGAAAUUCUAUGUAAGCUCUGAUGAUGUAAAGACCUCGGAGAGGCAGGCGAAAGUUAUACAAAUGUUACUGAGAACCUUACCGGAACCUAACCGAAGUGUCUUUGAAUUUCUCAUGGCACAUAUCGUGAAGGUGUGUCAGAAUCGGAGUAAGAACAAAGUAAGUUUAUCUUCGAUAUGUAAAGUUUUCGGGUAUGUAUUCCUUGGGAUUCCGCUUACAGGCAACUCGCAAGAACUGGCACGGAGAGAUGUUGAUACAUUCCUUUUUGUUUUGGAAUUUGUUCUCAGCAAGAAUUUGAAUGUGCAUUUGAAGAGUUCCUAUCACUCACUGCAGAGCAGAACGAGUUUCUACUGAUUAAAUGGUCGAUUGAUAACAAAUAAAUUCUUCAUACGUUUCUUUCAUAUUAUUUAGAAA
This is a messenger RNA of Octopus sinensis (East Asian common octopus), 2259 nucleotides long. RefSeq names its product active breakpoint cluster region-related protein-like. The transcript is spliced from 22 exons. Bases 16 to 2199 code for a protein of 727 amino acids. Gene Ontology annotation, biological process: signal transduction; positive regulation of GTPase activity. NCBI's taxonomy places the organism in Eukaryota, Metazoa, Mollusca, Cephalopoda, Octopoda, Octopodidae. Gene Ontology annotation, cellular component: membrane. The record is from RefSeq and is a predicted model, not a curated record. Gene Ontology annotation, molecular function: guanyl-nucleotide exchange factor activity; GTPase activator activity.